This is a messenger RNA of Hevea brasiliensis (rubber tree), 955 nucleotides long. RefSeq lists its product as uncharacterized. Bases 168 to 866 code for a protein of 232 amino acids. Lineage: Eukaryota; Viridiplantae; Streptophyta; Magnoliopsida; Malpighiales; Euphorbiaceae. The record is from RefSeq and is a predicted model, not a curated record. The transcript has 2 exons.
AAAAGUUCAGUGAAUAAAAGAGAGAGAGAGAGAGAGAGAGGGGGUAUGCUUUUACUUCCUGUUCCUGUAGAUUGAAUUGCCCAGAUAAAACAUGUCCAUGUACAUCUUUCCAGGAGUGUAUAAAUAGAGGUGUCAGAAGAGGAAUUAGGUGAAGAGAGAGAUAGAAGAUGGAGUGGAGAAAAUGUUAUCUAGAUGUGAUACUAGUACCACUUGGAUUCCUUAUUACCAUGGCCUAUCAUAUCUGGUUAUGGCAUAAGGUUCGAACGCAGCCCCUCUCCACCAUCAUUGGCACAAACGCAAGCGGACGUCGUUACUGGGUUUUGGCCAUGAUAAAGGACAAUGACAAGAAGAACAUCUUGGCCGUUCAAACUCUUAGAAACUUGAUAAUGGGAUCCACCUUAAUGGCCACCACAUCAAUCCUUCUCUCUGCUGGGCUGGCUGCCAUUAUAAGCAGCACUUAUACUGUGAAGAAGCCACUAAACGAUGCCGUUUACGGGGCUCAUGGUGAAUUCAUGGUGGCAUUGAAAUAUGUGACUCUGCUAAGCUUUUUCCUCUUCUCAUUCUUUUGCCACUCUCUGUCCAUUAGGUUUGUGAACCAGGUCAACUUACUCAUCAACACCCCACCUGAUCCCAUGUCCAUUGUGACCCCUGAGUAUGUAACCGAGCUAUUAGAGAAGGGUUUUCUUCUCAACUCUGUGGGCAACAGGCUCUUCUAUGCUGCUAUGCCUUUUCUUCUGUGGAUAUUUGGACCAGUGCUGGUUUUCUUAUGUUCUGUUGCGAUGGUCCCUGUGCUCUACAACUCAGACUUUGUGUUUGGCACUGCAAAGAGAAAGAGCAAUGUCAACGGGGAAGGGGAUUUUGUCUGAAUGUAUGGGAUAGUAGGUUGUAAUUAUGGAUGCAUCAUAUAAUAUAAUAUAUAUGAUGAGAUUUAAUAUAAAAUAGAUAAAUUUAUAUA